This is a messenger RNA of Danaus plexippus (monarch butterfly), 625 nucleotides long. RefSeq lists its product as uncharacterized. NCBI's taxonomy places the organism in Eukaryota, Metazoa, Arthropoda, Insecta, Lepidoptera, Nymphalidae. Bases 56 to 625 code for a protein of 189 amino acids. The transcript is spliced from 2 exons. The record is from RefSeq and is a predicted model, not a curated record.
CGGACAGUGUUGUAGUGGUCGAGUCAGGAGCCGGCCGAGUGAAUAGCGCACAAACAUGAAAUACUUUGUGCCAGUACUGCUCUCUCUCAGCGCAUGGGCGAGCGCUCUGGAGCCUCUGCCGCAGAUGAUAGAGGAACGCCGAGGCACUCACCCUGUCUACGCAAAAUCCUUCAUGGAUGAGUAUGAGCCGUACGCGAUGGCCGCCAUCCCUCUGAACACAGCGAUGCCCUUUUUCCAGCUCAUAACACCGGGAUACCGCACCAAAAAUAAGAAACCAGUCAAACCGCGCCCUCAACGGAACCAAUACAAAGAGGCCUACGCGUAUGAUUCAUCAAACAAUGAAGAAGUAUAUGAACCAUACAGCUACGACACUGAAGAAGUAGAAGUUAUAAGUCCACAGAAGUACCCUAAGAGCAGUCCGUAUGACGAAGAGUCCUCGUCUGUGGUGGUUUACGCGCGACCUAACAAGUACGGCGGGUAUUCCUACCGCAAGCAUCCCUCACAGUCCUCGCACUCCUCAUACUACUCACCGACACCCUCACCCAUACAGACGUUUUCCUCGCCUCAGGCCCACGAUCAGAAGCCCGUCAUAAUACGCAUACAUAAAUAUCGCGUCAUACAUUGA